Messenger RNA from Trichosurus vulpecula (common brushtail), 1504 nucleotides. RefSeq names its product CMRF35-like molecule 1. Gene Ontology annotation, cellular component: plasma membrane. Gene Ontology annotation, molecular function: transmembrane signaling receptor activity. The record is from RefSeq and is a predicted model, not a curated record. The coding region runs from base 52 to 975 and encodes 307 amino acids. The transcript is spliced from 7 exons. NCBI's taxonomy places the organism in Eukaryota, Metazoa, Chordata, Mammalia, Diprotodontia, Phalangeridae.
GUUCUAGUGUGCUGCCUCGGACAGACUGAGACGCUGUAGUGCGAAAAGAUAAUGUAUCUGCUGUCAGCCCUUCUUCUCUGGCUCCCAGGUUGUUUCUCCAACAGAGAGGUAUGGGGCCCUGAACACGUGAAGUAUGAAGAGAAUAGCGUGGCAAUUGUACAGUGUCAUUAUGCCCAAGGAUGGAAGUCGUAUGUGAAGUGGUGGUGCCGAGGAGCUGUUUGGAGUUCCUGUACCAUUCUUGUUGAAACCAAAAACUCAAAGAGAGAGAAGGGUCGUGUGUCCAUCCAGGAUGAUAUCAAAGCACUCACAUUCACAGUGACAAUAAAAAACAUCAGAAAAACAGAUGAAGACACUUAUUGGUGUGGGAUUGAAAGGGUAGGAGUUGACCAUGGAUUCCAGAUUAAAGUGACUGUUUUCCCAGCAACAACCAGAGUGAAGACAACCACCACUACCAUACCAACCACUACAACUACAAUGGUGAAAACAAGCACAGAAAACAUCACUGAACUGGUAAACAACUAUUCUCAUGAAAGGCUUGAAAUCACAGAUCUCCAAGUCCUACUGCCCAUCAUCUUUGGCAUUUUAUUGGUAAUGUUGGUGGGAACCUCAAUUCUAGCUGGGAGAAUGGUGCUGAGACAGAGGAAAGAAGCUGAAAAAGUUGCUGAGCUGGCACCCCAGCCGACAGAGGAAGGCGUUUGUUAUGCAAACCUGACCCUGCAUCGGAGGACAUCCAGAAACUCCCCUCCAGAUUCUCCAAAGACAAAGGCUUCUUCUCUCCCAGCCUCCUCCAGAGUCAGUAGCAUCCACAAGGAAGUGGAAUAUGUCACUAUGGCUUCCCUCAAAGGAGAGGAUAUAUCCUAUGCUACCCUAUCUCUGGAUACCCCAGACCAGAGCCCAAUAUACUGCAACAUGGAACAUCGGACCACCCACCAUCCCCUGAGAAAUCCUAUUGAGAAGACUGAAUACAGUUUAUAAAAGAAGACUUAAUUUUUCCCCUAGUACCUCCUUCUCAGACCUUAACUCUGACUUGACUUGUUUGUUGCUUCUUCCUCCUCCUCCUCUCUCACCUUCUUAUUCCAAGGACAUGUACUCUGGCGUCUGACUAAAGAACUGCUUAACCAGAGGAUUCUAACUGGCUUCAUGUUCCCUUGGGUGGUGGGGAUUGUCUGUUCAAAGAGAAAGAGCGGCCCAUUUGUUAAGAUUAAAAGAAAAAAAAACAGCUUCCAUUCAUUCCCUGUUUUCCUCUUUUUGGAGCAUUCCAUUUGGGAGUCAGAAAGCCUCUUCCUCUGACUUCUAAUGAGGAGAGAGGGGAAAUUUUACCCCCCUACCCCCCAAGGAAUGGCAAUGGCACACGCUCUGCAACAAGAACAUAAUUGGGUCUGAGGCUGGACCUCAAGUCCUUGGCUGACUCUUCUGCUCUGUGUUUCUUUCCUUGAGCAGGGAAGAUUGAUCAGUGAUGCUGAGAUGGAUGUUUCUACCAGUGCCAGAAACCUUAUAGGUUCAA